AUGGAUAUUUAUGAGAGUGAGAGACUACCAUUACCUCAGCCACUGUACUAUAGAAAUCCAGCAGCGGGAGCGGCUGAUGCUGCUACAAGAGCAAUGCCUGGUGAAUUGCCUACUAUGAAUUGGAAGAUACCAUCCAUAACGAGACAAAAUCAUCAACAUAAUCAUGCUCCGAUUAUAACUCGAUUUCCGAUAACUCCUUCUGGUCAUCAAACGCCAAGUGCCUUUACCGCACGCAGCGUUGUUCCUCCGCAUGCUACUCCAAUGGUUCAGAUCAAUUCGGCUUUUGCCCUUCCAGGUGAUAGUGCAGGCGGCCGUAAUGAUCGCAGUAAUGGUACUGCUGCUACUUCCAAUAUUCCAAGCAUGAUGCCGACGGUUGCUGGUACAACUGCGGGUCAUCAGGGACCAUCAUUGCCAUUGCCUCAUGUUGCCGCUACAAUGGGUCAAGCUGGUGCUGGUGUUAUGGCGGCAAGUGUCGGUGCAAUGAGAAUUGCAGCUGUAAAUGCAACACAGCAACAGCAAGCGCAACAGCAACAGCAACAGAAGAUGCAGUUGCCAAGAUUAAACGGACUAUCACAUCUUUGCCCUAUGUGUGAUAAAUCUUUCAAGAGAAAGUCAUGGUUACGAAGGCAUUUGCUAUCGCAUUCUCCAGAGAGGCAUUUCGGUUGUCCAUGGUGUCUUUCCAAACACAAGAGAAAAGACAACCUUUUACAACAUAUGAAAUUAAAACAUACAGAGUAUGUAUUGGAAAAAUUGCGAAAUCAAAAUGUAGGAAUUGAUGGUGAGGUUAGGAAUGACAACAUUAGGACCCUACUAUGUGAGGGAAGAUUGAACAAAGAAGACGUUAAGAAAGUUUUAAAUGGGUUGAUAGAUAGUUAUAACGGGUAG
This is a messenger RNA of Zygosaccharomyces rouxii, 885 nucleotides long. It is a transcript of the gene MOT3, whose product is annotated as Mot3p. NCBI's taxonomy places the organism in Eukaryota, Fungi, Ascomycota, Saccharomycetes, Saccharomycetales, Saccharomycetaceae. Gene Ontology annotation, molecular function: RNA polymerase II cis-regulatory region sequence-specific DNA binding; DNA-binding transcription factor activity, RNA polymerase II-specific. Gene Ontology annotation, biological process: regulation of transcription by RNA polymerase II. The transcript has a single exon. The coding region runs from base 1 to 885 and encodes 294 amino acids. The record is from RefSeq and is a predicted model, not a curated record.